AACAAACUCAAACAAGUUUCUAUAUGUUGUUUAUUGUCUCUUUCGUUAGAGACAGAGAAAAUGACGACGACUUCCAAAACUUCUCUUCAAGAAGAAUACGUCAUCGACGCCGUUGACCACCGUGGCUUUUCCGCCAGAAGGUCUAUUACCGGUAGAUGGAGAGCUGCAUGGUUCAUUAUCGGUGUGGAGGUGGCGGAGAGGUUCGCGAACUACGGGAUCGGAUCAAACCUGAUAAGCUACUUGACUGGACCACUUGGUCAAUCUACGGCGGUCGCCGCCGCUAAUGUCAACGCUUGGUCUGGAAUUUCCACUAUUCUUCCUCUUCUUGGAGCUUUUGUCGCCGACGCUUUUCUUGGUCGCUACAUAACAAUUAUCAUCGCUUCUUUUAUCUAUGUCCUGGGACUGGCGUUUCUGACUUUAUCUGCGUUUCUGAUUCCCAACAAUACUGAAGUGACCUCGUCACCUUCUUCUUUUCUCAAUGCACUCUUCUUCUUCUCUCUUUAUUUGGUGGCUAUUGGACAAAGUGGACACAAGCCUUGUGUUCAGGCUUUUGGUGCAGAUCAGUUUGAUGAGAAGAACCCGCAAGAGAAUAGUGAUAGAAGCUCUUUCUUCAACUGGUGGUACCUUAGUAUGUGUGCAGGAAUCGGCCUAGCGAUUUUAGUGGUUGUGUACAUCCAAGAAAAUGUAAGCUGGGCACUUGGGUUUGGAAUCCCAUGUGUGUUCAUGGUGAUCUCUCUUGUUCUUUUCGUUUUAGGGAGAAAGAGUUAUAGGUUUAGUAAAACAAGACAAGAAGAGGAAACAAACCCGUUUACGAGAAUAGGUAGAGUCUUCUUUGUAGCAUUCAAGAACCAGAGAUUGAAUUCAUCAGACUUGUGCAAAGUUGAGCUAAUAGAGGCAAAUCGAUCUCAAGAAUCUCCAGAGGAGCUGAGUUUUCUCAACAAAGCAUUGCUUGUCCCAAAUGAUUCUGAUGAAGGAGAAGUGGCAUGCAAGUCUAGAGAUGUCGAAGAUGCUACAGCUCUUGUCAGGCUUAUUCCAGUAUGGCUUACAACUUUGGCUUACGCGAUACCUUUCGCGCAGUACAUGACUUUCUUUACAAAGCAAGGUGUCACAAUGGAAAGAACAAUAUUUCCAGGUGUAGAGAUCCCACCUGCUUCUCUUCAGGUUCUUAUCAGCAUAUCAAUUGUUCUCUUUGUCCCCAUCUAUGACCGUGUUUUGGUCCCAAUCGGAAGGUCAAUAACUAAAGAUCCUUGUGGCAUCACAACUCUCAAAAGAAUUGGAACCGGAAUGGUACUAGCAACUCUCACUAUGGUGGUGGCUGCUUUGGUUGAGUCAAAGCGGCUCGAGACUGCAAAAGAAUACGGACUUAUAGACCAACCGAAAACAACUCUUCCAAUGUCGAUAUGGUGGUUAUUCCCUCAGUAUAUGUUACUGGGAUUGGCUGACGUACACACUUUAGUAGGAAUGCAAGAGUUCUUCUACAGCCAAGUCCCCACUGAGCUGAGAAGCCUCGGUCUCGCGAUUUACUUAAGUGCAAUGGGCGUUGGAAGCUUAUUAAGCAGCUUACUCAUCUAUCUGAUCGAUUUGGCCACUGGAGGAGACGCCGGAAACAGCUGGUUCAACAGUAAUCUGAACAGAGCCCAUCUAGAUUACUUCUAUUGGUUACUUGCGGUUGUUAGUGCCGUUGGGUUCUUUACGUUCUUGUUCAUCUCCAAGUCCUAUAUAUAUCGCCGGGUGGACGUAGUGUAGUUUACGCAUGGAGGAGGAAAUGGAGAGUUUCUUUUUGUGAUUUUUGAUUUUUAUGGACGUUACGAUUCUAACGUAAAACUCCCACAAAUGACAAAACAGACCAUAAAUAUCAUGAUUCUUAUGUGAAUUUGUAACUAUAUUUCAAG
Molecule: messenger RNA, 1892 nt
Organism: Arabidopsis thaliana (thale cress)
Lineage: Eukaryota; Viridiplantae; Streptophyta; Magnoliopsida; Brassicales; Brassicaceae
Product: Major facilitator superfamily protein
Exons: 4
Coding region: 61-1746 (561 amino acids)
Biological process (GO): dipeptide transport; dipeptide transmembrane transport; oligopeptide transport
Cellular component (GO): membrane; plant-type vacuole membrane
Molecular function (GO): low-affinity nitrate transmembrane transporter activity; dipeptide transmembrane transporter activity; tripeptide transmembrane transporter activity
Source: RefSeq, marked reviewed